UAUAUAAACAGCAACCCCCUCCCCAGUCAUCCACCAUCGUUCGGAUCCAUUCCUCUGCCGCCGCAUUCCAAUCCCCCAUUCAUCCCAACGCCACCAGCAGCUCCGCAGGAGAGAGAUCGCCCGCCGGAGCCAUGACGAGGGGCGGCGGAGGCGACAUGAAGUCCUUCUUCCGUCAGCAGAAGGCGAACGCCGGGGCCGGCGCCACCAAGCCCACCGGCGGCGUCUCCAAGAAGGCUUCGCCGGCGGCGGCGCACCAGCACCACCAGAAGGCCGCGCCCGCCCUCCACGUCCACCCGUCGUCCCCAGAUCACGGCGCCAGCGCCGGUGCCGACACGGGGAGGCUCCAGCAGGAGGAGGAGGAGCGGGAGAGGGCGGCCCGGGAGUUCGACAUGGACAUGCGCUACGGGCCCUGCCUCGGCGUCACCCGCGCCCAGCGCUGGCGCCGCGCCGCCGCGCUCGGCCUCGCACCGCCGCCGGCGCUCCUCGCCCUCUGCACCGAUGACCAGCCCUGCCUCUGGGAGGGCCGCGUCUAGGCUGCGGACGUGUCCCCCCUGCGGCCCUGGCGCCCUGCCCCCGCGCUUGGCCGCCAUGCUCCAUCAGUAGCUCUGUGUUAGCAGGGGGAGGAGAAGCAUCGUCGCGUCCAUCCGUUCUGCUCCCGAGUGCCGUCUACCACACCUCGUGGUUGCACCAGUAGUACCAUCUGCGCCAAUCGAAGCUUUCUGUGGCGCCAGCCAUGUGUUGUGUUGUGUUGCCUCUAGUUAGUAUGAACCCUUCGUGUCUGGUGUGUUAUUGUGAUCAGAGCACAAAUGGUGUGUUAUUUUGUGUCUGGUGUGUUUUUUUUUUUUUGACAAAGUCUGGUGUGUUAUUGUGAUCAGAGCAGAAACGGUGUGUUAUUCUGAUCCGAGCAGAAAUGGCUUUCAUGUGUAUGAAUCCUUCCUAGUUCCUAGUGUUUUCUUGUCA
Messenger RNA from Sorghum bicolor (sorghum), 960 nucleotides. RefSeq lists its product as uncharacterized. Gene Ontology annotation, biological process: DNA-templated DNA replication; DNA synthesis involved in DNA repair. Gene Ontology annotation, molecular function: DNA-directed DNA polymerase activity. The transcript has 2 exons. Lineage: Eukaryota; Viridiplantae; Streptophyta; Magnoliopsida; Poales; Poaceae. The coding region runs from base 132 to 533 and encodes 133 amino acids. The record is from RefSeq and is a predicted model, not a curated record. Gene Ontology annotation, cellular component: delta DNA polymerase complex.